AUGUUUUUGCCACUACUCGCUAAUUUCAAUACUUGCGAGCUUUGCAGAGCAACAUCAUCACAAGUGCAGCAAGUUGGCGGGCCACUUCAUAUUUUACAGAUUUGGGCAUGGGACAGAAUCAAGACAAUAGCCCCUACCAUCUCCCAGAUACAUCCCCUUCCAGAUACACCAAUUGGCAGUCGGUGGAGUAAUGCAAGAAGUAUUACCGAAGUUACAACGCAUGUGCUGGUGCAACUUCGGUACCAACUUGACCGCAUGGAAGCCGAAGAGUUUAUAUGGGAGCCAUACUCUGAUGAUGUGGUGGACGCUAUGCCAGAUUACUGUCUACAGGGUAGACAAAUAUGGAGAUCGGUUGUUCCACUGAUUUGUUUUCAUAUUGUUGAGUGGCAUCAACCUGACAGGGUGCUGAGACAAUUUGGAUUUUCUCAACCCAUUCCACAACCACCACGUCAAACAGAUGAUAUGCAUUCAAUAAAAUUAACUUCUUCAGCUACCAACUGGAUUACCGAGAACCAACAUUGGAUUACGCUCUGGGAGUCAAGAAUGAUUGCACGUCGGUGGGUGUCUCAAAAGGGUGCAUCAAUCGGCGCUGUGGAGGAUGGUCUGGAGAACUGCAGCUUAUGGGCGAGUCAAGUUCGUCACCCAACAGUAGAUAAGAUUGGAAAUGCAAUUAAUUCAAUGUUUUAUGCACUUCGUUUGUUCGAUCGCAUUUCCCAAGUACCACCUCCACAGCCGGCGCCACCUUCCCAACCGCUUCCGGAUGACGUACAUGACGCACCCUCCUCCUCCAGGAAUGCUCCACGACAACGUCGCCACACUACCAGGCCAUAA
Molecule: messenger RNA, 831 nt
Organism: Manihot esculenta (cassava)
Lineage: Eukaryota; Viridiplantae; Streptophyta; Magnoliopsida; Malpighiales; Euphorbiaceae
Product: serine/threonine-protein phosphatase 7 long form homolog
Exons: 6
Coding region: 1-831 (276 amino acids)
Biological process (GO): meristem development; meristem maintenance
Source: RefSeq, a predicted model, not a curated record